AUUGAUAAGUUACCUAAGCACACAAAGGGGUUGUGGGUGUGGGAAAUGGAGAGACAAAUAUAAAGGCGAAUUGGACAUUUUAGUUCAAAGCUUUGGCUUAUUUGUCAAUUUGGAGAGUUAGUUAACGGAAAUACUAAGAUAAGUGAUUGUUUGUAAGUGAUCUUUUAACAUUCUGAACCUUUUUCUUACAAGAUAUUAUCAUUUUGGGUCUAAGACCUUCACGGAUUUUGUUGGUCAUAAGGGCAUCAACACCAAAGCUAUUAAAACCCCAACAUUGGUGCGAGAGGAGGCUGCUCAAAGUGAAGGUCUAGUCACUCAAAGUCAAACCAAAGCAUUAAAGACACAACUACAAGAUUAUUUGGCUAAGAGUUUCAUAUCGUUGGAGUCUGAAUUAUUCGUGGGCCAAGACACCACCAUCAUCCACGUCCAAGAAGAAGAGCUCAACUCGGCAGAAGGCAGAAAUAAGCUUACUAGAUGGUUAAGUCAUCCUUGGUGUGAGCACAAGGUGUGAAUGGAACCUUUUGGGAGGAUUCUGGUUGUAUUUCCUUUCCUUUUGGUUUUUGGAUUCUAUAGCUAUUAGGAGUCGGAUUUUUUAGUUAAUUAAGGGUAGAAACAUUGUUUGGUAACCUCUAUAAAUAGAGGAGGAUUUGCUUACGGGCUGAAAAAGUUAUUAUCAAUCGAAACCCAAGUUUUUAGUGUUCAACAUCGAACUUUUGUUAUCUUUCUUGUCCAUUUUUUAAAUCGAGCAAGCAAGGACAGCCCAACGUCAUUAUCAACUAGUCAAUCAUCCUAGUUGUGGAGUCACUUUAUAUACUUGACCAUAUUCCCAGUCGUGGUUUAGUUUCAAGUUAUUUCCCGUCUUUGUAUUUGUUGUGUCACUAAUCGAUAUUUGCUGCGUUUCAUAGGCAAUGAUGGUUAGUAUCAAGCCUUGAGGAACCCUCAAGUUGACGCCUUACAAGUAAGAGGUGGAAGAGGUCAAGGUAAAGGAGAGUGUGCUUAACCUCAAGCUCGAAUGGCUCCAGAACAUCCAGACUUUGAGGAGUACUACAAAGAGGAAGAGUUUCCCCAACACAUAUAUGAUGAUAUGAUGGGGAUGAAGUUGAAGGUUCAUUUGUUUCAAGGAAGGAGUGACCCAGAAGCUUGCCUAGAGUGGGAACGGAAGAUGUAGUACAUGUUCGAGUGUCAUGACUACUCUGAUCGAAAGAAGGUAACCAUAGUUGCCCUUAUUAGGGAUGGAAGUUUGGUACCAGUGUUUGGGAUAUAAAGAAUACCAUACCGAAUUUUGUCUAUAUUUGGUAUUAUCGAAUACACGUAUUAUUUCUUGGGAUUGGGAUUGAAUUUCAAUUGUAAUUUGGUGUUAGGGAUUAUGAGAUUGGGAUCAGUAUAUACCGAAAUACCGAUCAAUAUCGAAAUAUAAGCAAGUGUGUAUUUUAUCCUCUCAACUAGACUUUCUCAUUCACUACUACACGACCCUCAACCACCAAGAGUGUCAUUUAAUUAUACAUAGAUAAUUCGAUCUCUAUUUCACAACUUAAAAAUCCCCAUCCAACUCAAUUUUUACUUUUCAAUUUAAGUAAUUCUCGUCUCUCACCUAAUCACUUGUUAUUUUCAUAAUACCAAAAAGCAAACAGUAGUAUUAGUCAUCUCUCAACCUACAACUCGUAAAAUCAAAGAUUACCAAUGACAAGAACUUGAGAUGCUACCUCUCCUACAUUCUCUUUAUCCAUAUCCUAGCUCUAGGCAAACUCAAGACCCUUUGCUUAGUCUCUUUUCCCUAAAUUAAACAACCAAAUCUAUUUUAUAUAUUUAAUUGUUAAUUGCAAAGGUAAUUAAUUUCGUAUUUGAUAAUACUGAUUGGGAUACCGAAGUACCGAUUGGGAUACCGAAAUAUUUAGGGAUUGGGAUUGGGAUACCGAAAUUAUUUAGGGAUUGGGAUUGGGAUUGAUUUUAGGGUGUAAUUCGGUAUUCGGGAUUUCGAUAUUUGGUAUUGGGAUACCGAUACCAUACCGAUUUCCACCCCUAGUUGCCCUUGAGUUUUCUGACUAAGCGAUUAUUUGGUGGGACCGCUCGCGUGCCACGAGAAGGAUGCAUGAGGAAGAACCCAUAGCUACGUGGCAAGAGAUGAAGGCAGUUAUGAGAAAGAGAUAUGUACCUAUUCAUCAUCGACAUGAGCUUCACCAAGCCCUCCAUGCACUAAGUCAUAGUAUGAAGAGCGAGGAGGGUUAUUUCAAGGAGAUGGAGACCCUUAUGAUCCGAGCUCACACCAAUGAAGAUAGGGAGGCAACUAUGGCUAGCUUUCUCAAUGGUUCCAUCGAGAAAUUAGACAUGUCGUGAAGACUCACCAUUAGUUGAGAAACAACAGCGGGGAGGCUUUGCAAAAAGGUCCACACCUUCAACUAAUGCUUGCACAAGUGCUCCUCGAGAUCCUUUUGUGAAGAUUGAGGAGCCAAAGCCGACACCAAAGCCAAACACACAAAAUAAUGGAGACAAGGUUGCUUCUAAUACACAACUAGCUCCAUUUUGUGUAUCUGUUUUCAGGGUCGUGUUCAUAUGUCUAAUCAAUGCCCAAACAAAAGGACUAUGAUUCUGAUGGAUAAUGGUUAAUACGAGUCAUAAAAAGAACAAAGUGAAGUCGAAACUGAAGAUGAAGAAGAUGAAGUUGAAGAGCUACCUGUACAUGGUAAUUUUUCAUAUGUUGCUAGAAGGAUCUUGAGUGUGCAACCAAAGGAAGAGAUUGAGAAGCAAGAUAACUUGUUUCAUACUGGUUGCUUGGUCAAUGGGAAGCUUUGCUCGUUGGUCAUUGAUGGAGGGAGUUGUACCAACGUGGUAAGCUCUCAUAUGGUGGCAAAGAAUGGGAUGAAGACUCUUAAACAUCCACUUUCGUAUACUUUGCAAUGGUUGAACGGUGAUGCCGCCAUCAAAGUCACUCGGCAAAUGCUUCUGAACUUUGAGAUUUGGAGGUACAAGGAUGAGGUGCUUUGUAGGGAUGCAAAUGAGUCGAGCUGCUCGCGAGCGACUUGGCGUUCGACUCGAGAAAAGCUCGUUCGAAACUCGGCUCGUUAAUAAAUGAGGCAAGUAUGAGCUAAACUUUGUUCAGCUCGUGAAGCUCGCGAGCUAGCUCAUCUCGGUGGCUUGUUGAGCUAAACACGUGAACUGGCUCGUUUAGAGCUCAUGAUAUGUCUCAACAUGUGGCUAGAGAGCCAACUCGAUUACCGACUUAUGGACGAAUCAAUAUAUAUAUCUUAUGAUUUUAAUUCAUAUGGUUGUUAAGUUGUAUAUCUCGCCAUAUAUAAAGUUUAACACGUUGAGUAUGUGAGAAAAUAUAUCUUAUUUUCUAUUUUAAAAAGAAAAUAUGUAUCAUAGAUUGCUAUGAUACUAUGAAAUAAUAUGAUUUGGAGUAGUUAAAAUUUAUAACUAAAUGAUAUAUGAUAUCAACAAAGUAUAAUAUGAGAUUAGCUAACAAAAUAAAUCAUAUGUAUCAUG
This is a messenger RNA of Linum trigynum, 3483 nucleotides long. The record is from the annotation of a GenBank genome assembly. Lineage: Eukaryota; Viridiplantae; Streptophyta; Magnoliopsida; Malpighiales; Linaceae.